Messenger RNA from Cladophialophora yegresii CBS 114405, 1122 nucleotides. RefSeq lists its product as uncharacterized. Bases 1 to 1122 code for a protein of 373 amino acids. NCBI's taxonomy places the organism in Eukaryota, Fungi, Ascomycota, Eurotiomycetes, Chaetothyriales, Herpotrichiellaceae. The record is from RefSeq and is a predicted model, not a curated record. The transcript is spliced from 2 exons.
AUGCAUAUGAUCCCCGGGACAAGUAAGGACAAGAAGCGGAAAGGAGACAGCAAGGAGGGAAAGUCAGGGAAAAAAUCGAGGACGGAACACCCGCAGCAGAAUGGCGCCACUGGACAAAACCUCGACACGUCCAGACCCUCAGCGGUAUUUCAGCCCAGUGGUGGCCGCUCAUGGACACUCUCCAUCGCGCUUCCCGGCAGCAUCAUCGCGAACGCAAAAUCCCACGAGCAGAAGACCUUUUUAGCUGGUCAGAUUGCACGGGCUCUGGCAGUAUUCUGCGUUGACGAAGUUGUCGUAUUCGACGACGAAGACAUGGAAACUCGACAACGACGACCAGCAAUCGGCGAGAAUGACUACACCGCAUAUUCGCACCCCGACCACUUCCUUGCUCACCUUCUGUCAUACCUUGAGACACCGCCACAUCUCCGCAAGACGCUCUUUCCCAUGCAUCAAAAUCUCCGGACGGCAGGCACUCUACCCAGUCUAGAUAUGCCGCAUCACCUACGCGCCAACGAAUGGUGCGAGUACCGUGAAGGGAUUACUACUGCCUCUCUCGCCGACGGCAGCGGGACGCUGGUUGACGUGGGUCUACCUGGCUACCUGAAACUUCCAGAUGCAGAUGUUCCGCCCAACACACGAGUGACUGUACAUCUCAAGGAUGAAGGUUCUAAAGAGGCCGGAGCCGCCUCUCCAGAUACUCCGAGACAAGAUAGGGGCUAUUACUGGGGAUUUAAUGUACGUCAAUGCAACAACCUGACCGAUGUAUUCACCGAGUGUCCUUUCGACGGUGGCUAUGACAUCUCAUUUGGCACCUCGGAAAGAGGUCGGCCCUUGACAGAUGUGUUGGCAGAAAAGUCCCUGGCAGAUCCUCGCGGUCUUCAGCAUAUUCUCGUCGUCUUCGGCGGUGUCGCGGGCUUAGAAACGGCAGCAAAGAACGACGCCAGUUGUCGUCAAAUGGGCCUGCUUGGAGAGAAAGUCAAGGAGCUAUUUGACGUGUGGGUGAACCUGUUACCUGGCCAGGGUAGUCGCACCAUCAGAACAGAGGAAGCUGUGUGGCUGGGCUUGAUGGGCUUGAGACCCUUCAUAGAGCUGGUCGGAAGGUCUCAUGAACUGAACAGUUGA